GUAUUUUGGAAAAACCCUUACGGCUAGUUUCGCUCGAAGCAAACACUUUGAAACAAAACUCUUGAUAUAAAAGUUGUUCAGAAUCGACUUCCGGAGUCCCUCACGAGAGCUUUUUAUAAUAUUUUCUUUUUUUCCUUUUUAAAUUGAAAGGUACGAAAUUUUAGGAUUUUAAAAAUCAUAAAAUUUAAUAUAAAAGCCCAAAACAGAAAAUUUUAAAAAAAGCUCUCGUGAGGGACUGCAGAAUUUGAUUCUGAACAACUUUUGUACCAAAAGUUUUGCUUCAAAAUACUUGGUUCGGGCAAAACUAGCCGUAAGGUGAGGUGAAAAAAUCUUCGGUAAGCGAAAAACCAGCGAUAUUUUCAAGUUUUGAAUUUUUUCUUCAAGCCUUCCCGAUUUGUAGAGGACACUUCGAAGUGUAUGUUCGAAAGUUUUCUCGAGUUAAUGAAAUUAUCUGGCUGAGAAAAAAUUUAAUUAUUUAAAACAAUAUUGUUAAAUUUUGGACUUAUCAGACUUACCGAGCGACCAAAAAUGAAUCCUAAAAUUUUUAAGGAAGACUAUAUUGUAGCCCGUGAAAUUCUCUAUCAGAUGAGGUAUUGCUUGAAUUUUUUUGUUGUGCUGCUAUUUUACAAAUAAGACUUUAUGCUAGUAGAGUAGGCUAAAUUAACGUUAAUUAGUACUAAUUGGCCAAUAACGGGAAAGAAAAGACAAAAAUUUUUACAUAUUUGUUUCUCAGCCAAAUAACGUCAGUAAGCCGAAAAAACUUCAGGACAUAUACUUUGAAGUGUCCUCUACAAACCGGGAACGCCAGAGAAAAAAUCUAAAUGGGGGGACCCCCCUUAAUGGUGAAAUUUAACUAAAUUAUCUCAAAAUGCAUUUAUGGGGGUAAUAAUGAAAUAAAGCAUAUCGAGGUGGGGUUAUAAUUGUUAUCAAUUAUGAAUUAAAUUCAGUUAAAAUAGAUAUUCUGAUAUGUUAUGAUAUUGAAUUUCCUGAGCCAAUGAGAUGUUUAACAUUGAUGGGUGCACAAUUAAUUUUGGUAUCAACAGCAUUAGUCAAAGAUAAAGAUAAUGUAAAUGUUGAUAUAACAACGAAAGAGGUAGUAACACGUGCUAUGAAAAAUCAUGUAUGGAUUGCGUAUUCAAAUCUUUAUGGUCUGUAUUUAAAAGAAGAAUCAACACCUGAAUAUUGUGGUCUGUCUUAUAUUGUUAGUCCCGAUGGUAAAGAUCUGCGUCGUGCAAAAGACAAUAAUGACAACGAUGAAUUAAUAACAGUUGAAUCAUGUCCACAACAUUACAAAGAAAACUUACGUAGUACACCUUAUUUAGUUGAUAGACGUACAGAUCUGUUUCAAUUGAUAGCAAAUACAAAUAUGAAAUUUGUAUUGCCCGAUAAUUAUUCAUAUCAUUAG
This is a messenger RNA of Didymodactylos carnosus, 1405 nucleotides long. The record is from the annotation of a GenBank genome assembly. NCBI's taxonomy places the organism in Eukaryota, Metazoa, Rotifera, Eurotatoria, Philodinida, Philodinidae.